AAGAUUAGGAGAAAUUCGCCAUUUUGAAAUGGUCGACGGCGUUAAUGUGUCCUGAUCAAUCUCUGGCAUAUCCUGUCCAUCACAAGGUUUUAUGCUGGUUUCAUUGGGAUUUGAGCUAGUCCAGACCAUAAUAAGUCUGCCCUGAAUAUUUUUAUACCAACGCACCAUGGCCGGAAGCGGCGAGGUGCAGUGGUGCUUCUCACAGGUUAAAGGGACCGUGGAGGAAGACGUUACUGACGCCGAUAUCAUUUCUACGGUAGAGUUCAACCACGACGGCGAGCUGCUGGCCACCGGUGACAAAGGCGGUCGCGUGGUGAUAUUCCAACGGGAAGAACAGAGUAAAAACUGCACGCCACCGAGAGGAGAGUACAACGUGUACAGCACGUUCCAGAGCCAUGAGCCCGAGUUUGACUAUUUGAAAAGCUUAGAAAUAGAAGAGAAGAUCAACAAAAUCAAAUGGCUGAACCGCCAAAACUACGCGCAUUUUCUACUUUCAACAAAUGACAAAACAAUAAAACUUUGGAAAGUCUCGGAACGGGACAAGAAGUGGGUAGGUUCCAAUUUGAUGGAGGAGGACGGUACAGUACGCGACCCCUGCCAAAUCACGUCAGUACGCCUGCCCUCAGUACAACCCAUAGAAUUAAUGGUAGAAGCAAGCCCUAGGAGAGUAUUUUCUAAUGCGCACACGUACCACAUAAACUCGAUAUCAAUCAACAGCGAUGGGGAGACCUAUAUCUCCGCCGACGACCUCAGAAUCAACCUAUGGCAUCUAGGAAUCACAGACCAGAGUUUUAAUAUUGUUGAUAUUAAGCCAGCCAAUAUGGAGGAGCUGACGGAGGUCAUCACAGCGGCUGAGUUUCAUCCUAGGGAGUGUAAUGUAUUUGUUUAUAGCAGUAGUAAAGGCAGCAUCAGGUUAUGUGACAUGAGGCAGGCGGCGUUAUGCGACCAAAGUGCAAAAAUGUUUGAGGAGCCCGAGGACCCCAGUAACCGGUCUUUCUUCUCGGAGAUCAUCUCAUCCAUCUCGGAUGUACGGUUCAGCCACAGCGGCCGCUACAUGAUCUCCCGGGACUACCUGUCAGUCAAGGUCUGGGACGUGCUGAUGGACACCAAGCCGGUGGAGACGUUCCCCGUCCACGAGUACCUGCGCAGCAAGCUCUGCUCGCUCUACGAGAACGACUGCAUCUUUGACAAGUUUGAGUGCGUCUGGAACGGCAAUGAUACGGCCAUCAUGACGGGUUCCUACAACAACUUCUUUCGGAUAUUCGACCGCAACACCAAGCGGGACUCAACGCUGGAGGCCUCGCGCGACAGCAUCAAGCCCCUGCAGGUGCUGAAGCCGCGGCGCGUCAACACAGGUGGCAAGCGCAAGAAGGACGAGAUCAGCGUGGACAGCCUGGACUUCACCCGCAAGAUCCUGCACACCGCCUGGCACCCCAAGGAGAACAUCAUCGCCGUUGCCGCCACCAAUAAUUUGUACCUCUUCCAAGAAAAGCCCCCGAGCUAAAACCGGCUUUUAGUUUUGUACUUACCAUCUCUCUGAGUGAAAAAAUAGUAUCCCUCCUCCCGUUGGUGUGUCUGAAACAAAAGAAACAUCCUUGCUUCUUAAGGCAGGUAUUGUCAUCAUUUAUGGUCGUCGUCCUUUUUUUUCCUUUCGUGGUUCUGCUGGAGGAAUGCCAAAAAUGUACAUUGAUGUAAUUUUUUGUAGCAUUGUACAAGAAACAAAAAAACAAUUAAAUUAAAAAAAAAAAGGAAUGUCCACAGGUGCUUUGGUUGAGAGGGUCGCUUCUGUAGGUCCGUGGUGUGGCUGUCCUAUGUCUUGUGGCUUGCGAGUGAACUGCCCGAACCCUGGACGCAUAGACAGAGUGUGUUGGGCAACACUCGCAGUUUGCAAUUCAUUUUUUUCAAACACUUGCAAAAAAUAUCCAAAAAAAUUGCGGUUGUUGCUGCUUUUUUAGAAUUAAUAAGCAGUUCCUGGUUGUGGAUUGCCCCCCCCCACCAUCCGUCUGUUCUUUCGAGUUUAUCAUUGUAUGUUGCAAACUGGAGAGUUUAAACUCCAUCUUGGAUGAGAGGGGGAAAUAAGGUAAUCUUCCCACUUGUAGUUUGGUGAUUAAUUCUGAUGGUCCAGCGAGGCCAAAUGGUACUCACCCCGUUUUCCCACUGGGUUGAACUUUGUAUCAGUUUUCUGUUUUUAUAUAUUUUUUUUUAUUUCCCAUGGGUCCAAAGUUUAUAAAGUGUUCGGUCCGUGUAAAUGUUUUAAGAAUGCUUUGUCGGAAAAAAAAAGAAAUUCGCAGGCUUUUUGAAAGUACUCAUCGAUUUUGUUUACCUCCAUGGACAUUGACUGCAGCACAAUAACUAACUUUAUUUUGGAGGAAAAAUGUAUAUUAUAUGUACACAACCCUUCGCGGCUUUGCAUGUGAAGGUACCCUCCAGUCUUUCAAAGAAGGCACCAUUGUUAUUGCCAUAUCCCCUCCAACAUCCACCCACAUGCCCUCCGUCCCGUCCCAAAAAAUGCACCAACCUCAAUCAAGGUGAUGUACGUAAAAUGGCCGGAACAUUACCAGCAAGCAUCAGGGGCACUGUAAACCCUGCCCUCCCCCUCCAACCAUUGCCGUGGACAGCACAGCUGGUGUAGCCUAGACAACAGAAUGUGUACAUAUUAAAUUUACCUACCAAGGGGAAAACAAAAACAAACAUAACAGGGAAAAAAAAUAUGUGCAAAGCAAGACUUAGAAUGUUAGCUUUGGUGGUGUUCACCAAGAUGGUUGUGUUUUUGUUAUCGAUAUAUUUUUAUUGUUUUUUUUUUUAUUUGGUUUCUUUUUUUUUUUUUUUUUAGUUCCAUGUAACAAACUUGUGAAAGAUGUAUUUGAUGGCCAUCGAAAGAGUCGACAGCAAAACAAAUUGUACAUGUACGUAUAUGUUGAGCAUGUGAUUAUUUUUAUAUAUUUUUUGGUGCUGUCGAUCUGAAAGUAGUAGGUGAAAAUUAAGUGUUGACUUGAAUAGGGAAAGGGAGCAAUGUGGGCGGGGCUUGGGGGUCAGAGAGUUCCAAAUUGGUAUUAAAAAAUUUACAGAUUGUAGUUUUAGGUUCUAAGUGAGGAGUUUGCAUCUGUGAAAAAAAGUCUUGCGGCCUUUAACCCAAUCCCUCCCGGAUCCUACAAAAUCCUCCAGCUCUUAAAGAGGAUUUUGCAGGAUUUAGGAAGGUAAAGCCCAGCCACUGUUUAUGUAGCCCUUUUGCCUCCAUUGGAAUAAAAACCUCGUGCCGUUGCUUUUCCUGUGUGAUAAGUUUAGGAUUUGAGAGGGUCCAAGGAGGUUCCCGGCAAAAACGCUCAGGGCGUCAGGGCUAAGCAUCAGAGGCGGUGCCACUGGGCCAGAGUAGGUGUACCCUCGACGUGGAAAUACCCUCGUGUGUCCCCCAACAUGGUUAUUGCAGUAUUGAUGUGCCCAAAUAUUUUCCACAUCGCAUUGGUUUGCCCCUCCUUUUGUAUGAGGGUUUUCAGCAUUAUUUUGAUAGCUUGAGAGGCCGCUCCAGGUCAAGGCUGGUCCCCGUGCUCACCAAUUUGAACAAAAUCUGCAGUUUGACAAAUUUGCAAAACAGCCCCGGCUGAGUCCAGGUAUCUGUCAAGAAAGGGUAACAUUGGUUGCAUACAAGUUUUGAAUUAUUUCUUCAGAGAAGGCAGAUUGGGAAAAAAAGUUGGUUUUGGUUAGUGCUGCUUGAUUCUUUAACGGUGAUGCAAAAAUUACGUGUUGUGCUAAGAAGUCUGGUGUUUUGAAUUUGAUUUCAUUUAUAGGGCUUUCAUCGGUAAGUAGUUUGUGGAAUGGAAUUUAAAGUGUGGGUUAGUGGCAUCUUCCGUACCGUGUUCCAAGCCGUGUGUGCAUUUUUUGGAGAUCUUAUCUCUGUUCGAAAUGGCUAGCCGUUCAGGGCUCUGGGAAAACCCUCGAUAACUUUUGAGCUUAGGUGUGUUUGCUUACAUGUGCUACACUGGCUCGGCUUGUUAGUUUUGUAUCCAACCAAGAGAGAGAGAAUCCGUGGGUAAGCAGCUGUUAAUGUAGACACUGGGAAACUGCUUCAUUUGGGGUGGGCCUUCAGAUUACGCCACAGCCUGACUUGUUUGUGGCCGCGGUAACCAUCCAAAUUGAACAGAAACUUUGACUGGAUUAUUGGGUGCAAUUAUGAAUUUAAAUGUGUGUUUUAAAUCUCUCCGUGUAUUUCCUGCGUAGUGCUCACAUAGCUACUCCACAGAGCUACUAAGCACAGAGUUGAUGUAAUUAGCAAGAACAGUUUAAAAUAUCAUCACGGUGCAGCAAUUAUGGGUCCUGUUGUAAACAUACUUAACGCUAUUGUUUGCUUUUGCUUCGUGACAAACAGGAUUCUAAACUGAGUGAGAAUGUUCUCGAUUUCUUUUUUUCAGACACUCCCUAUUGGCCUUUUUAUCCUUUGAACUAGUUAACCUUUGUUAACUAGGAACUAGGUGUAAAACAGCACACGUGCUAUAACUUUCGAUGGCGUAUGCAUCACAACACAGGUUGAAUUGCGGUACAGAAGCGUCAUAUCUACUUUUCAUAUCUUCCAAUUCCCCAGAAAGCUUUUCCUCCAGCCACAAAUUGCCAAACAUUCCGUUAGAUGGGCGCAGUCGGAAAAACCACUCGAGACUUCUUUUUGUGAUAACGCGGAAGUUGUGCAUACUUUCUUAGUUCCAAACCCAUCAGAAAACCAUGUAACGCUUGAUUUACCAACCGUGACGGCCCGUCAAAUAUUUUCGACAGUAUUGUUGCUGGUCUUGUCGAUUCUGACGUUGUUAGUCACCACCGGUUGUGUUCGACCUUGUGUCCUCUGCCAAAUUACGAAAGAGAAAAAGUGCUCUGUAAAUGUUUUUUAUUCCAUCAGUAUUACGCAAGUUCUGACCCCCUUUCGUUAAAUUAGAAUUCUUUCUCGGCCUUCCUCAAAACAGGUAAAAAUCUUCAAAAAAAGUGGAAUGUCUUGCCUCUGAAAUGUUGUGCCCUAUCUGUUUGUUAUAUUGAACUUUAUUAUGUUUAUGUAAGUUUUUGUAUGGAUUGAUUUUGCGCAAAAUAUUUUUAGACUUGCAAUUUAAAACAAAUGUAAUUGGAAUUACCCUGCAAGAAAUUGUUGUGAAACAUUUUAAGACAGCAAAGCUGCAUGCCAACUUUAAAACGUCCGAGACUGAUGCCCGUUUUUCCUGUUCUGUGCUCACUAGCCAGUAUCAUAUUUUGCUUUUAGAUAUUUGACAUCUGAACAUUUGCAUUGGGUGUAAUAUUUCUGAAAGUAAACACUGUGUGUUAACAUUCCGACUUUUUUUUUUAAAUUGUGCUCUGUAAGUUCUAACCAAUCAAAAGAUUUGUGGACCCAUCGGUGUUAACAUUGUACAUCCGUGGCGAGACUGCUCAAAAUUUGUUAGUUCAAAGGCUGUAAAAAUUAGCUGGUCAAAGGUCGAGGGAGGUUUGAACUAUCAGUUCUGCAACUUUAAUUUAAUUGGUGUAAAUUGUUUUCGUCUCGUAUACAUUAGACAUUGAUGGCUGGGAUUGUCAGUAGUCAUGUUUUGAUAAAGACCAAAGCCGUAUAAACAAAUUGCCAAAUUCAGACACGCUCCUAAUUUUGAGGCUUGGGAUUUUCUUUCAAACCUCGGCUUCUCCUUAGCUUUGACUUCGUGGUCCCAUUUCAUUUAGGUCAACAUUUGCAGAUUAUCUUUAUUUGGUUUGGACAAAAUGUGUGAAAAUGUUUCUGUAGCCGGCGUUCAAGCCACAUAUACGAAGCCGGGAUUUGGAGAAUGACCUUUGUCUGUCUUUGCAGCUGAACUUUUUCCUAAGUAUCGGUAGUCGGUGACAGAGGGCAGCACAGUUAUGUAUUCGUCAUAACCUUCACAGGGUUAGUGUACUUUAACCACCAGGUAACUUGUGUCAGGUGUAGUGAAAGUUUCGCCCAGUUGACUUUGUAUUGUGGGGUGUUUGCCGCCAUUGAGUUUCCCCCAAAUUCUGGAAUUUUUUAACCAUUGUACCACCGUCAGCGGGGGUCGUUCUCAGAGAGGUGUAAUCCGAGAAGUGUGUUAACCUAACCAUUACCUAUUCUUCGGUGUCUUCACGUGGCACGUAAAGUCAUCACGCUCUGAAUGUUUCCACUUUUGCCUUUCUUGUGCGUAUUACCUUGCUUCAUUCCAAAGUCGUAGCUCCACCCACCUUGAUUUCCCCUUUCUGCAGUCUUCCAGGUUGUGUUUUUGGUCAUCCAACUUUUUCUUUUCCUUCUGGGCUGCAACGUCAAGCCAGUCAAACAUUGAUCACCGUUUGACCGAUUGUUAUCUACGCUUAGGAAGAUUUCUUAGCGCAUUUUAGAGAAAGUAAAAUGCACUAAGAAAUCUGCCUAAGCGCAGAAAACAUUCGUCUUAGUACCAUGUGGUGUACACAGUUUGCAACUGGUUCUUGGUGUUUUUUUUUCUGUUGUUUUUUUUUUUGUGAGCACUUUUUUCCAAGCAUUGUUUCCUGCUUAGCAACUUGUGGAGAUUGAGCCCAUCUGUGGUUUCGUUGCGGCAACUUCAUCGAUGCAGCUGCCCGCCCCCCUUUUUUUUUUUACUGAGAGAUUCCUGUAGCAUGAAAGAUGCUAGUAUUCACGGUCAUAGUGCUUCUUCUUUGGUACGUGGCAGCAGAUUCACGGAAUCCAUGUAUAGCCACGGGAGAAACAAAUUUUGCUUGUAACCCCACCAACCACCACUAAACCUUCAAAAUCCUUCAGAGCUCCCUCAGGGAUGUGAAAGGAUUUCUUAUGACGGUAGAUAGAGCACAGCCUUUAAUCCUUUACGGGACACCAUGCCACAUCUCGAUUGUCUCAAGUAUCUAGAAGUGUGCCAGUGGUUUCCAGCAAAGGCGUGGGAUUUGAAAGACUCUGGAGGCUGCCUGACGUCAAAGCCGCUUGCAGUCAGGGCUAUGAACUCCAGUGUCAUUUUCCCCGUGAAACUGUUACAAGUUCGAGGUGUAAAGAUACCACGGAAUUUGAUCGGAGAAGUCAACCCAGGCGAUCGGUUACAAUAAUGUACUAUCUGUGCAUUCGUGACCAUCAACUCCCCCCCCCCGUUUUCCAGCUAAUACCAUGGGCUAAACGUGGGCGCAGUCGUGGUCUUCGGGAUCAAGUAUUUAAAGAAAAAAAAAAGAGAUACAUAUUCUUCUCUGCUUCAUAAUUAGGUGUGAACGUUCUGUACGAAGUUUCGCCAGUAGAAAUGGCUGAACGCCGUGUUGCAGGUGUCGGGGUAACCGUUCAGUUGCCUGGUUGUAAUGUGCCUGUAAAUAAAAAAAAAGUCAAAAUUAAAAAGGGGACUGUGAAAUGAAAAAUCUGCACGAAGGAAAGGUCAACUUAGUUCUUUGUUAUAUCCCAAAGUGUAAUAUACACAUGUACAUGUACAACUCUCGUUAAUGGUGACAGUCACACCAUGGUCUAACUUUAAAAUGUAAACUCUAAUUGUGGGGGAAAGCUUUCAGAUACAUGUGUAAAGGCAAAAGGAGGAAGAACUAAGGCUUCCCGGAUGAAGCUGUCUUAGAAAAAAAAAUUCUCGGGAGAAAUAUAUUGUGAAUAUUUAACCCUAUAUACAACGUACUCUGUACAUUAGAAUCCUUCAUUCGCCGUCGUUUUUCCCGCUGUACCGCGUUGUCGGAAAGAUGGUCCAUGAUCUUGUCUUACUGGAUUUCAGAGCUAAUCACCCUGUCUUAUUCGGUAAACGAUGGAAAGUUGGGGGCAAAACAAUGUACAUGGACAUUUAUUUCAGUGCCUGCAAUCCGGCUUCGAUUCCAUUCCAAGUGAACCGACCUACAGGCGAACUUUGACCCAGUUCCCAGCCGAUGUAAAUGUUUGCAUCCAUGAAACUAUAAUACAUAUUUUGGUGUCGUGGUUUAUCUGCCCCGAGUCAUGCGAGGGACACGGACUCCUCCAAAAUGUACUUGCCGUCCUGGGAAAAAUAUAUGGCUCACGACAGGGGGAAAAUUUGACAUCCCCUCCCUCAAAAUGGUCGGGUUAAAUGGCCAUAUAAAAUGUUUCUUUGUUUUUUAUUUUGUCUGUUUUGGAAAGAAUACACAAAGGUCGUUUAAACUGAAAAUGGAACUCGUCCCUCUGUGGGGGGGAAUAGUAAUUUUUGAUGAGGAGAAUGCUCGACAUGGGACUCAAGUAUACUGUUUACGUAUAAAAAACAUGGAUUGUAAAGGUAAAAUAAAAAGACUAUAAACGUGUA
Acanthaster planci (crown-of-thorns starfish) is the source of this 8219-nucleotide messenger RNA. Its product is annotated as serine/threonine-protein phosphatase 2A 55 kDa regulatory subunit B delta isoform-like. Gene Ontology annotation, cellular component: protein phosphatase type 2A complex. The record is from RefSeq and is a predicted model, not a curated record. Lineage: Eukaryota; Metazoa; Echinodermata; Asteroidea; Valvatida; Acanthasteridae. Gene Ontology annotation, molecular function: protein phosphatase regulator activity; protein binding.